This is a messenger RNA of Apiotrichum porosum, 1842 nucleotides long. RefSeq lists its product as uncharacterized. Bases 1 to 1842 code for a protein of 613 amino acids. The record is from RefSeq and is a predicted model, not a curated record. Lineage: Eukaryota; Fungi; Basidiomycota; Tremellomycetes; Trichosporonales; Trichosporonaceae. The transcript has 13 exons.
AUGUUCCCUGCACUCGGGCAGACGCCAUGCGACGCAUGUGUCAAGCGCGGCAAGCCCGAAGACUGCGUCUGGGAGGACGCACCACAGCAACUGUUCGCCCUCGCUACCGACCUCGAUGCUCUCCGCCAAGAGGUCGCCGAUCUCCGCGGUCUGAUCAACUCACGCUCUACGGUUUCAGCACAGCAUGACACUGCACUCGUAUCGCCAAGUCUACAGCAUCCUCCUCGCCCAGCAUCAGCGUCCAGUUUUGACCAACGUGCCCUGUCGACUGGAGCAGCGUCUUCGUCUGUGCCUCCUGUGACGGCAUUUGCGUCUCCAGUGUCGUCCACUCACCAUCCGUCUGUCGGUCGCGUCGAGUACACAGUGAGCGACCUGGAAGCUGCAGCAAUAGGCCCUGCACCUGGUGCACGCAAUGUUUUCGACAGCAGUCCGGCCAACGGGUAUUGCACGACGGGCCUCGGCAUGGGUCUGAAACCCAGCCCCAGCUUCGACAACGUCGCAGACCUGAUGCCUCAUACCGACGGUGGUACCAUCUUGAUCAAUGAGUACUUUGGCGGCCCGUUGCACAAGGGGUGGUAUAUCGUCGAAGAAGGAACGUUCAAGCAGCUGCACCAGCUGUACAAAAUUGCCGCUCUCACCACCAAGUUGACUGACAAGGCGGCGUACCUAUUCCCCAAUUACUCGGCUGAACAGUUGAGCCGCAUCCCGAACGCGCUGUACCAGGCAAGCGUGGACGCUUUGGAGAGUGCCAACUACAUGGCCGUUCCACAGAUCAGACACAUUCAGGUCGCCCUUCUCUACGUUCUAUUCCUUGUGCAUUUCGGCGAGACUCCCGACCAAUCGAACGUCGCUUUGCGCCACAUCGACCUUGCAGUCAGCACUGCACUCUGGCUGGAGCUCGACUGUCUCGGUGACGACCCUUCAGUGUUGCCCACAGAUGAUCCCGCCCUCGCAGGCCUGAGUCCCAAGGCCCAACUGGAGCUCUGCAAGCGACUCAUACACUUUCUCGCGUUCCUGGAUACGACUAUCCAGAAGCGUCCCGGUAUUUGGCGGUUGGGUGGAGUCGUUACUCCGCUUCCUGGAAACUAUGUCGACCUUACGAGGGUAGACGAGACUCCUCGGCCUUCAUACGAGCUCACCACCGCCAGUUUGCCAAGGGCUGUAAGCUCGUUCGCAAACGUCAUCCGGCAGUACCACGCCGCUGGAGAAUUGCCGUACGAGAUCUUGGUCCUGUACGACCAGGCUCUUCGUCAGGUGUUGGACGAAAUGCCCCACGCGAACGCACCUUUGGAGUCGGCUUGGAUGAUCCACAUAAUCCGUGCGAGCAUCCAUAACCGCCUUGUCCGUCUGCAUCGCCCUCACCUGCUCAAGGGCUACGAGGAGCCGGACUCGGACCUCUCGCGCGUGGUUGCUGUCAACAGCGCGCGGAGCAUCGUCAACGGUCUAAUCCUGUUCAACACCAACACACGCAUACGGCCAAACUUUGUAAAACGCUGGAUCCUCGGCGCAUGUGUCGUCCUCGCAAUUGACUACGUGUUCGGCAACCCCGACAGCCGUACCAGUCUUCUUCAGGCCCUGGACAUCUUUGGCGCUGUCAACCCUUAUGACCGCGCUCCAGCCACCACACUCAAGUGCAAGGAGACUGUGGAGGCGUUCCUCGCGGCCGGCGAUGCCCGUGUGGGUCAAAGUGCUCCAUCCGAGGACGCCAUGGCCGCCUUCUUUGAUGAUGUCAAGCAGAGACUGGAAUACGCCCCACCUAUUGUUGGACUCGUCGAUUUUGGGUUCGCAGCUCCACUGCCAUUCGACAUUGAUUCAAUGCUCAACGGCUUAUGGAGCUCGUAA